UUUCUAACCUAAAAAUAAAAAAAGUUAAUAAGAACAACCACGUGUUGAACUCAAAAAUAACUCACUGUUGAUUGCUAUCGAAUAAUUAUUUUUUUAAAAUGCAGUCUUUAUUUAAAAAAGUAAUUUCCUCAGUAAACACUAAAAUUUAUCGUAGUUUCAAGACAUCUCCAACAAUAGCGGAGAGUAUGUCCGAGUACUACAGAAAAUUCGAAGUAGAAAGUGUUUUGUGGCCAAAUUCCUGGAUCGUCGUAAGAGUAGACGGCAAAAAUUUCUCAAAGUUUUCCGAUGAUCACAAAUUUUCAAAACCAAAUGACAUUCGAGCACUGGAGCUGAUGAAUCAGUCAGCGGCUGCUGUCAUGAAUGAAUUUCCUGAUAUUGUUUUGGCAUAUGGGCAAAGUGACGAGUAUUCGUUCGUUUUUGAAAGAGAAACCAAAGCUUACAAUCGUGAAGCAAUCCAAUUAGCGUCGAUCUUAUGUUCUGCUUUCACAGGGACGUUCGCGUCACAAUGGCCAAAAGUUGGUUUAACCCCUCGGAAAUAUCCGGUGUCUUUUGGAGGCCGAGUCGGUCUCUUUGCAUUAGACCAAGAUUUACGAGGUUAUUUGUCAUGGCGACAAGCUGAUGUUCAUGAAAACAAUUUAUACAAUACGUGUUUCUGGAAUCUAGUGCAGAAAAAAAAUAUGACCCCCGCGCAGGCACAAGAAGCUCUGGAAGGAACAUCCAGCAGUGACAAGAAUGAAUUGCUCUUUCAUAGCUUCAAUAUAAAUUAUAAUAACGAGCCCGAAAUAUUCCGCAAAGGUUCCACGUUAAUUAAAAAAUUAUUACCUGAUGAUACUGGUAAAUGGAAACCAACGGUAAUAACUUUAACUGCCGACCUAAUAGGAGAUAAAUUUUGGGAAGAGAAUCCCCAAAUCUUAGAACCUAAAGCUCAUAAAAAAAAACCAAAGGUGCUAAAAAAAAUCUAGUUUAAAGUAAACAUUCCGUAAAUUAAAAUAUAUUUUUGAUAAUUAAAUUUGUUCAGUAAUUAAUUA
Messenger RNA from Microplitis mediator, 1028 nucleotides. Its product is annotated as probable tRNA(His) guanylyltransferase. Gene Ontology annotation, biological process: tRNA modification. Gene Ontology annotation, molecular function: tRNA guanylyltransferase activity; magnesium ion binding. The transcript has 3 exons. Bases 99 to 962 code for a protein of 287 amino acids. NCBI's taxonomy places the organism in Eukaryota, Metazoa, Arthropoda, Insecta, Hymenoptera, Braconidae. The record is from RefSeq and is a predicted model, not a curated record.